Clupea harengus (Atlantic herring) is the source of this 1037-nucleotide messenger RNA. RefSeq lists its product as uncharacterized. NCBI's taxonomy places the organism in Eukaryota, Metazoa, Chordata, Actinopteri, Clupeiformes, Clupeidae. The coding region runs from base 47 to 880 and encodes 277 amino acids. The transcript is spliced from 9 exons. The record is from RefSeq and is a predicted model, not a curated record.
GGGAUAAUUACUACCUGUCAUAGGUUUUACCUUCAUUUUUUUUAUCAUGGGAAUAUUCUGUGUGUUCAUUGUCGUUGACAAUGUUAAGCCAUUCUCGCUCUUCGAGUCAGGAGAAGACGUUUUAUCCGCGUUGGAGGUGUCUGACUUAAACAUAAAGCAGAGAAAAAUAGAUCAUUAUUCUUCACAACCCUUUCUGAAGCCGACCAUGUCUUUAUUUGAAGUUAUUGUCUGUAAACUUCGGAAAUUCACGUUAUUUAGAAGACUCCGGACAGAAGUCUGCUCAUCCCAACAGAACAAUGUUAGUGAUAAAGGAGCUGUCAAAGAGGUUGCCUUACAACUGAACAGAACUCUAAAGGGUCAGGCAGUGUCUCUGUUACCCAGCAUCCUUAGCGAUCAUUGGAGUAUUGAUGACUGUCGAGAUGCUAUCCUAAGAUGGGCAGACGAAUUGCAACACCUACAGUUAAAGGCAGAGCAGACGCAGGCUGAACCCAACACUUCUUCCAGUACAGCUGCGGAGAGAAGGAUGGUCUCGGCGAGUUCGAGCCCAAACGACCGUGAGGAGGAGAGACUUCGGGAGGCCCAGCUGACCUUAAAACAGUGGGCUAACAGCCUGAAAGCACUUCCUGAGGGUUCUGUGAGUUUGGGGACGGAUGUGGGGGGUGUACUGGAGGAUCUGGACAAGCAAUGGAGGAGGGGGCAGCUGCCCAACAUGCUCCCAGCCCUGGAGGUCAUCGUGAGGAGCGUGAUGCAGAGUCAACAAAGACCAGAGGUUGUCAUCCCUAUGAAGUGGAUCUGUAAACCGAGAAAAAGCUACUCUGGCUGGGGUAACACUGGCUGGAGGCCUUCUUCGCACUCAAGGUUUCUUACAACGUGCAGCUGACUUUCUUUUUCUGUUCCUGAGUUCUUAUGAAUACAACAUCAAAUCUGCUCCUUGCUGCCUCCCACCCUGGACCCUAUGCAGUUUGCAUACCGGUCCAACAGGUCUACAGACGAUGCCAUAGCCCUGACCACGCACACCGCCCUCACCCACCUGGACA